Messenger RNA from Anneissia japonica, 1489 nucleotides. Its product is annotated as probable RNA polymerase II nuclear localization protein SLC7A6OS. Gene Ontology annotation, biological process: developmental process. Bases 153 to 1259 code for a protein of 368 amino acids. The transcript is spliced from 4 exons. The record is from RefSeq and is a predicted model, not a curated record. Lineage: Eukaryota; Metazoa; Echinodermata; Crinoidea; Comatulida; Comatulidae.
UACAAAAAAUAAAGUGCGAGUGAGUGAGUGUGUAUCAACAAUUUGGAGAGCUACUUGGAAUAGUUCUAGGCAUAGAGUAGGUUUUUACUUUAAACAGCGUUUCAAAAGGUAGUCUGUUAUUGUUACCUGUUAAUUAAUUAAAUUUUCUUAAUAUGACAACCCUUGUACGUGUUAAAAGAAAGCAUACCGACGACCCUGUCGAAGCCCUGGUCUUGUCUUGUAAACGUGCGAAGAAGGGGCCUACCUCCAGUGGUGGAGCAAAGUCGUCUGCUUCGUCAAAAAGUGCGUCAAGUGAGGUGAAAAAUGUUUUCCGAUUUGCUGGAACUGUGGCACAAAAGGAUCAAGCUUUGCCAAAACACAUAGAGGAUGUAAUCCAACGAGGUCAAUUGCAGUAUAAAACAAAAGGAAACAUACCCGCUCAUGUUAAAGCUAAACAGCAACAAAAACAAACCAGUAUAAACAACAGGUACCGUAUGGUAGCAAAACACAGGGGGAUUUCCCUUGAAAAGCAAAAUGAGACUCUUAGUGUAUCGAACCAAGACACUGAAGCGGACAAGCCUAAGAAGGUAUCGCUGAGGAAGAAAAUUGUUAGGAGGUUGUCAACGAAAUCUGCAAACAGGGAUCACUCAGCGAGUGUUGUUAAUGCUACCGCAGGCUCGUCCAAAGAAGUUGAAGACGAGGCUCGUAGGUUGUUUAACAUUUAUGAAGUCGUACAGGAAAAUCUCGAUGACAUUUUGUCUAACAAACCAGCCAAACUUGCAUCUUUAGAUGAUGAAGAUGAUGAUGAUGAUGUCGUUAUGUGCAACAAUGUUAGGAUGCUACGAGAGAAGUUAACGAUUAGUGAUGGAGAUACCCACCGACGUGACACCGAUGAAUAUGUUUAUGAUCUUUACUAUGCAGAGAGCUCAGAUUUUGAUUUCGCUUCAGAGCAUGUUGUGCUAGGCCUGGAUCCUUACAACCUCUCCCAGCCCGUGGUGACAGAAGAGGAGGAAGAUGCUGGAUAUGGUCAGGAUGAUGAUGAGGAUAGUAACGAUGAGAAUAAUUGGAAGAAUGAUUACCCUGAUGAAGACCCGGAUUAUUUUAAUCAGAGACAUACAGAUAUGUUUGACGAAUACCUUGAUGACUACCGGUAUGGGGAGUUGUCCAGUGACGAUGAUUUCAAUGAAUACUCCGACAACAAGAGACACAUCUCCAGGAUGAUGAACUACAGCGAUGAAGUACAGAAUGGGGCAGACAGUGACUUGGAGAUGUAUGGUUAAACACAGGAACUGAUCGUUAUGCUCUGGUCUUCAGUAGGUUGGUGGUAGCUUGGACAUUAUUGUGCAAACCAAAUAAAGGUUGAAGUUUUAACCAUCUGUUUCAUCUGUAAAAGUUUCACUGAUUCUUGUUUAAGUGAUGCUUUCCUGGAAUUUAAAGUAAUUUCAGUCUCAGUAACACUACAUUUUAAGGUUAUACCAUUAAAUAUGAAAUGUUAUUCCAAAUAAAUAAA